This is a messenger RNA of Geodia barretti, 732 nucleotides long. The record is from the annotation of a GenBank genome assembly. NCBI's taxonomy places the organism in Eukaryota, Metazoa, Porifera, Demospongiae, Tetractinellida, Geodiidae.
CUGCGGGAUGUGAACCUGCACAUCCAAGCCGGCGAAAACGUGGCGUUGGUUGGUUCUACCGGUGCUGGCAAGAGUACGCUGGUGAACCUGUUGCAUCGCUCCGCCGAUGUUACCGACGGCGCAAUUGAAAUAGACGGGUAUGACCUGCGCGACGUGAAGCGAAACUCACUGGUGCAUCAGAUGAGCAUGGUGCUGCAGGAGCCCUACCUGUUUUCCGGUACCGUGCGGGAAAAUAUCAGCUACCUGAACGAACAAGUUACCCGUGAGCAGGUGGUGGAAGCGGCCACGGCGGUGGGAGCCCACGACUUUAUCAUGGAGCUCGAUAACGGAUACGAGUCAGUGCUGGCCGAACGAGGCGUUAACCUGAGCAUCGGGCAACGGCAGCUGAUCAGCUUCGCCCGCGCCAUCGUGAGCAACCCGCGGAUCCUGGUGCUGGACGAGGCGACGGCCAACAUCGACACCCAUACGGAGCUCCUGAUUCAACGGGCGUUGAACCGCAUUUUGCGAGGCCGCACGUCCAUCGUCAUUGCCCACCGGUUGUCCACCAUCCGCAACGCAGAUAAAAUCGUGGUGCUGGAUCGCGGACGGGUGGUCGAGGUGGGCACCCAUGACGAAUUGCUGGAGGCGGGCGGGGCUUACGCUCAGCUUUACGCCAUCAACUACGGCUUGUCCGGCCCCAGCGUGGGUGUUGCGCCAACCGGUGGCGAGGUAAUCGGGGCAGCCGACGACUGA